This is a messenger RNA of Linum trigynum, 2413 nucleotides long. Lineage: Eukaryota; Viridiplantae; Streptophyta; Magnoliopsida; Malpighiales; Linaceae. The record is from the annotation of a GenBank genome assembly.
CCGUAUUUUAUGAAUUAAAUUGUUAACUUUAGUAUUAUUUAUAUUUUUAUUUAUUUUUAAAAUGAUUAAUUUUAUAUAUUUAUGACUAUUAACGUACUAUUAAACGUACUUUAGCUUAGAGACAAAGUAUAAUACCCGUACGUAUUUUUUACGUAACUUUCCCGUACCGUAUUUUACUAACUAUGGCUAUUAGUGCUAGUGGUACGCUACAAGUACUAGUGGUACGCUACCAAUGCUAGUGGUACGGUACCAUUACCACUUGUAGCGGUACCAUUAGCAGUACCAGUAUCACUGGUAGCGGUAUCAUUGCCACUGGUAGCGUACCACUAGAGACUAGCAAAAAAAAAAGAUCUGAAAUAUGAAAAAUCACAUAUCUGGAAAAAAAAUAAGGGAUGACGAAAGGGGAGGCAGGGGAGAGGCGGUGACCUCGUGGCGACGAUGGUGGUGGGAGACAGAGGGCUGCAGGAGGGUUGCGAUGACGAUGGUGGUGGGAGGAGGAGGUCGCGAUGGCUGCGGGGCGGUGGUGGGAGGAGGAGGUCGCGAUGGCUGCGGGGCGAGGGACGUGACAGUGCUGGGAGGCGGAGGGCUGCAGCAGUCAUGAGAGGCGGAGGGCGUGGCAGGUCGGCAGGAUGGGCUGCAACGACGGUGGUGGCAGCCGAUAUAUAUAUAUAUAUAGAGAGAGAGAGAGAGGGAAGAGAUGGGAGGAAGAAGAAGAAUAGGAAGAAGAAAGAUGGUGUGAGACAGAGAGAGGAAAGAGAGAAUGUAGGGUUUUAGGUAUUAAUAGGGUAAUAAUCUAGUGUGAUCAAUUUUUUCGUCCAAAAAUACCUUUAAUCCAAUCUGUACCAUUGAUUUUAAAAAAAAAGAAUAAAGAGACAAGAGAGAAAGAACGAAUCCUAUGGUUAUAAAAAUGAGUUGUCAAUCUCACAACCCCCUAAUGGGGUUGUCACCUUAUCUCAUCCCGUAUAAUAGGUAGUGCGGAUUUUAUUUAGGAGAGGGAUCGAGAGAAGAUAAGAGAAUAAAUUUUGUUUAUCAACAUUAUAUAUUAAUAGCAAACAAAACAAUUAAUUUCAAUAAGUUAUAUAUAAUGCUAAUAAAUUAUAUUAAUUAUAUAGUUUUAGCUCCUGCCAAUUGAUUGAUUGAUUUUGACCCUAAUAUGCAAUGCAAUUGAAAGAAAUAAACCCACAGCAGCCCUUGGUACUGUACACGCAGACACCUUUUACUGUACAAUGUGACUGACACGCUAAAACACAACACCUAACAAUGGCCAAGUGUAACCAAUGAAAGAGACUGCAGUAUAGUGGCACAAGUAAUAAAUAUCGAAUCCACGGGUCUCUAGAGUUACUAUUACUCAGCUUCAGUUCAUUAUCUAGCAAACUAGAUUAAGGAUUGAUUAACCAAACUACUCUACUAACUAAACUAAGUAAAACUACUAAUUACAGUUUGGGAACUCACUUAGGUAUGAUUCCCCCUAACUCCUCAAUUAGGUCCAAGUUGUAAUUCCUUUUGGUUGUUUUACUGUUGAUUAAACUGCGGAAGAUCCGACAGUAGCUUGGAAUCUCUUAAGCUGACCAAACCCUCUCAGUCGAACUAUCCGGCAGACGACUAGUCUUCACCGGGAUAGAAAGCUGAAGCAAUAAGCACAGAACUCCACUACUGGAAUUGGAUUCCAGUACAAAGCAGUAAACUGGCUAACUCUCGUAUAGCCAAUCUCCUACUACCGAAUGAUGAGACUCUAGCAACCUAAUAAGAUUCUAUAUAUCUCAGAUUGCAGCAGGAAUCAGGAAAAGUUGAUCAGACUUCAAUUGACUCAAUAAACAUGCAUCAUUCGAUUAUAAUCAAACAAUAAAGCAUCCAAAACUUCAUACAAGAAAGAUCCUAACUCAUGGAACUAGGGUUCCUCAAAACCUAAGUGAAAGGAAGUUACUCCAUAGAGAAGAGAGAGACUGCAGAAAUCUGAUCUAGAUCUUCAAUCUCCAUCUCCAAGCUUGAUUCCCGAGCUUCAAUGGCGAAGAAAUCCUCCAAGAUAGCUCCAAGAACGUUCCCAAGUCGCUCUCUCUCUCUAGGGUUCGUCCCUUGGGUGUUUGGGAUCCAAACCCAGCUCUCUCUCCCUCCUUUUGCUGAAAAUCGGGUUUUAAAUAGCAAUUCCCGACUCACACGGCCAGGCCACACGGCCGUGUGGCUUUCCCAGCUGCCCGUGUGAAGGCUCGGUGAUUUCCACACGGCCACAUGGCCAGGUCACACGGCCGUGUGGGUUGUGCCCGUGUGGCUUGCUCAGCCUCUGUUUAAUGCUUCGUUUCUCCCUCGUUCGGACUCCGAAUCAGUCGCCGUUUGAUCCCAGACGCUCGUAGUCUCGUCCUCUUUCUUUUCAUGACAAGCUUGCAUGAUUCUUUGUCCAUAAAGUGAGGUAGAAAUC